UUCCAAGUACCGGUAUGCGCAAAGUUCAUGAACCGCCGUCGCCGCGGCGGCGGCAUGGGACCCUUGCUGAGCGCUUGGACGCCCAGCGAGCUCGUUACUUGGCAUUGAAACGCCGAGCUGUAGAGCACGGUGACGACGGUAUGCCCCAGUCACUCCCCCGUGGGCUACCUUCGAAGGAGCCACUCCCGACUUGCCAUCUCCGGCUCGAACUCCCUGGUGAUGUACAAGACUACCUCAGGUCUAUUGGUCUGCACUUUGACGCUAUCUCCACCGACGAAUCCCUCGGUCGCGCCGUGUCGGCGUUGGCCGUGCGUCUUUACAAGACCGACCUCGCCUUGCAACAUGCCCUCGAAGAAACCUCAUUUCCUCAUACACCACACGCAUUCUAA
Molecule: messenger RNA, 389 nt
Organism: Aphanomyces astaci
Lineage: Eukaryota; Oomycota; Saprolegniomycetes; Saprolegniales; Verrucalvaceae
Exons: 1
Coding region: 15-389 (124 amino acids)
Source: RefSeq, a predicted model, not a curated record